UUUUAAAACAUCUAAGUAAGACUUGGUAGAUAUUUAAAUUGUUCAUUGUCUAAUUUCUUAACAGUGCAAUAAUUUUAAGAAACUAUAAAUAGAAUAAUUAAAGUAAAAAUGCAUUAUGCAAGAAAAUUCACACAUAAAGGAAAUUCAUGGUGGGGAACGGAGACGAAUAAGAGACGGGCCGAAUGCGCAUUCUAAGUUCAUCUUCACUUUCACUUUAACUAGCUCAAUGAAGAAUGUACAGAUCUCAAAGUAUACUAGUAACAUCAAUACAUUAGUGCAAGAUUAUACUUAAUGUUUAAUACAAUUUACUAUCACGAUGAUUUAUUUAAAUAGAGCACCUCAAAUAUCUUUCUUAUGUACAUUUCUUUCUAUAUACAUCAAUUCGGAAAUAUCAAAAAUUGUUACUGCCAUUAAAACAAAUUUUUCAUGCUUGGAUAAAACUGCUGGAUUUUAUGCUGAUAUUGAUGCCAGAUGUAAAAUAUAUCACACUUGUGAUGAAUAUGGAAACAAAUUUACAUAUCGUUGUCCAGAAGAAACUGCUUUUCGACAAGAUGCUUUAAUAUGUGAUCAUGCACAUCUUGUUAACUGUGAAGAAAUUAUUCCUUUCCACAUAGAAAACUUAAAAAAGAAGCACCAAAAUUCUUCUUGCAUAAAUGGAUCAAUGGAUGAUAAUAACUGUCAAUACUUUUUUCAAUCAUCAAGAGACACGCAAACAAGAGCAACGCAGAAUGUUAUGCAACAUGGAUUUACAUUGAAUUUACAUAGGUUUCUAAAAAAUUUUAAUGAAACAAAUCUCAACAAAGACAAUACAAUGAAAUUUUUACCUCCACAAAUUGAAAAAUCUUGGAAUCAACAAAUUCAAUUGAGGACAAAUGAAAAUUUCUCUAAAGGAAGUCAAAUUUUUAACAACAACAAUAAACUCAAUGAAAUGAAAGACUCUAUUCAAGAAGAUUAUUUCAAUAAGAAAACAAAUAUUACAUUGCAUCAUUUUCUGAGAUUACCAGCACAAACAUUUCCUGGGAACAUGCGACAUCAACAGAAUAACAAAAAUAAUAGUCAGACUACAAAAACUUCUUCAGAUAUUCCAAAAUUGUCUUUUGACAAUAAUAGAAAUAAUCCUUAUACAGAAACUUUAAAUUCUAUACAAAAACUACCAAAAAUAUCUUCAACUGGAAUCAGUGCUGUUAUAUCAAACACAACUACAGAGAUACCUAUUUAUGCUCUGACUUUAUCAUUGAAACCCUUGAUACCAAGGGAAUUAGAAUAUGAUCCUUACUAUCCACAAUCGACAUCUACAGAAUCAUAUUACACGCCAAGUCACAGUAAUAAGAAACUAUCUUAUGCCAAAUCUUUUACCCAAAAUACAUGGUCUAAUACCCACAUUGAGCUCCCACCAGUUUUACCGGAUUUGCGAUUGUUGGAGGAUAUUGUUGAUCGGAGAAAGCUAUUUUAUAUCCCCCGAAUUUAAUUAAAUACAGAUAUUUUCUCUUGUUUUUGUAAUGUUUAAGACUAUCCACCAGAAAUCCUAGAUUAUCAUUUUAAUGAACCUUUGCUAAAUUACAAUACUUUUUAAAUCAAAUUAAUAAUAGCUGGUGUCAGACUUUUUAUCUAAUAAUUUACAAGUAUUAACAAUUUAAAGUUGUAUCAUAUCUAUUAUAUUUAUAAAAAUUCAAACAAACAUUACUAUAUCUCUCCUCUUUUGCCAAUUAAGUAAUGGUUCUGUAACGACGUAAAAUACGAGUGUAAAUUAAAAAUUUAACAACAUUUGCGAAAGAAAUUAUUGAAAUAAAAGUGGACAUUUUUAUUUGACAAUGCUGAAAGCUAUAUUUUUAGUUGUUCAAUAUUCUUGCCAAAAACAUGUGUUUUUCUUUGUUCUUCUAUAUUAUAAUCACGCGAAUCACAUUUAUUUAUACAAAAAUAAUUAUGACUUGUUUAAGUAUAGACAUCUGAUUUUUCACAUUCACGUUUAUUUCAAAUACAUAGAUGUAUUUCCAUGGCACACCAUCGGAGACACUCGGCGCGAUAUUCGACUUGUACUUUUAUAAACACGUAUAUUAUUAAACGAAAAAGACAGGUAGAUACAUAAGAAUUACCCGAUUUUUAGCAAUGCCUUCAAACAAGCAAAAUUUGUUUUAAAUAAAAUUUAUUACUGGAAGUAAGUUUCAUUGUAAGUAACACAUUCUUCAACAAAUUACUUCAUUAACGAAUGGUGGCUUUAUGUAUUACGUUUUGACCAUGUAGUGUCACUGUUGCAUCCAAUAUCACUCGUACAACAAAUAUACAUAUGAUAAUCACGUUGACGGAGAGUAAGAUAAGCUUUAUCUUCAAGUAAAAUUAAGUUUCCAUAGAUUAGAUUCCGAUCUUAGAAAAAUGGUAUUUAAUUGGAUUGAUAGAAACGUUUCAUAAUAUAGAUAUUAAAAAAAGUAAUAUACUUUGAUGCUUUAUACAUGACAAUGUAUUACUAUAUGUACUUAUAAGAUGAAAAAUAUACUGUGCAAAUAGUAUUUUUAUUUGCAUAGCUAUAUUUAACAGUAUAUAAAAAAAUAUAUUACAAUUAUAGUUUCUAAGUAAACGCUGAUUUUAGAAGAAAUGUAUCAUAAUUAUUUAGUGUUCGUCUAACAAUAAAUGUACACAUCAAAUCAUUUUCUAAAGAAAGAACUGUAAAUAAAGUACUACACCCCAAUUUCGAUAACAAAUCUUUCCUGGCAAUAAUAGUUGCAAACAUACAUUCUAAAUUUUGCAAUGUAUCUUACUGUAAAUUGUUUACAAAAUGCUUAACAAGUAAUACUAAUUUAAUAUACA
This is a messenger RNA of Megalopta genalis, 2802 nucleotides long. RefSeq lists its product as uncharacterized. Lineage: Eukaryota; Metazoa; Arthropoda; Insecta; Hymenoptera; Halictidae. Gene Ontology annotation, cellular component: extracellular region. Gene Ontology annotation, molecular function: chitin binding. The record is from RefSeq and is a predicted model, not a curated record.